This is a messenger RNA of Pipistrellus nathusii (Nathusius's pipistrelle), 936 nucleotides long. The record is from the annotation of a GenBank genome assembly. NCBI's taxonomy places the organism in Eukaryota, Metazoa, Chordata, Mammalia, Chiroptera, Vespertilionidae.
AUGCAAAACUACAAGUACGACAAGGCGAUUGUCCCGGAGAGCAAGAACGGCGGCAGCCCGGCGCUCAACAACAACCCGAGGAAGGGCGGCAGCAAGCGGGCGCUGCUCAUUGGCCUCGACCUCUUUUGCCUCUUUAUGGCGGGCCUGCCCUUCCUGAUCAUCGAGACCAGCACCAUCAAGCCUUACCACCGAGGGUUCUAUUGCAACGAUGACAGCAUCAAGUAUCCUCUGAAAACUGGUGAGACAAUAAACGAUGCUGUGCUCUGUGCUGUGGGGAUUGUCAUCGCCAUUCUUGCGAUCAUCACAGGGGAAUUCUACCGGAUCUAUUACCUGAAGGAGAAGUCCCGGUCCACGAUUCGAAAUCCCUACGUAGCAGCCCUCUACAAGCAAGUGGGUUGCUUCCUCUUUGGCUGUGCCAUCAGCCAGUCCUUCACAGACAUUGCCAAAGUCUCCAUAGGACGUUUGCGUCCUCAUUUCUUGAGCGUCUGCAACCCUGAUUUCAGCCUCAUCAACUGUUCUGAGGGCUACAUUCAAAACUAUAAAUGCAGAGGCGAUGACAGCAGAGUCCAGGAAGCCAGGAAGUCCUUCUUCUCUGGCCACGCCUCCUUCUCCAUGUACACUAUGCUGUAUUUGGUGCUGUACCUUCAGGCCCGCUUCACUUGGCGAGGGGCUCGUCUGCUCCGGCCCCUCCUGCAGUUCACCCUGAUCAUGAUGGCCUUUUACACAGGACUGUCCCGCGUGUCUGACCACAAGCACCAUCCCAGCGACGUCCUGGCAGGAUUUGCUCAAGGAGCUCUGGUCGCCUGCUGCAUAGUUUUCUUCGUGUCUGACCUCUUCAAGACCAAGACGGCACUCUCCCUAUCUCCCCCCAUCAGGAAGGAGAUCCUCUCACCUGUGGACAUUAUCGACAGGAACAAUCACCACAACAUGGUGUAG